Portunus trituberculatus (swimming crab) is the source of this 7090-nucleotide messenger RNA. RefSeq names its product E3 ubiquitin-protein ligase TRIP12-like (gene ctrip). NCBI's taxonomy places the organism in Eukaryota, Metazoa, Arthropoda, Malacostraca, Decapoda, Portunidae. Gene Ontology annotation, cellular component: nuclear speck. Gene Ontology annotation, molecular function: zinc ion binding; ubiquitin protein ligase activity. The record is from RefSeq and is a predicted model, not a curated record. Gene Ontology annotation, biological process: regulation of double-strand break repair; DNA damage response; proteasome-mediated ubiquitin-dependent protein catabolic process.
ACUAGUUAGUUUAGCGGCGGAGGAAAGGAAAUGCGCGGGAAAAGUGAGUAAGGCGGCCCAGCUGAGGUGAGGUGCAAGGAAGGUCUGUUUAUGUGUGAGAUCUCCAACCUUCGCCUCUCUGCCCACAAAUCAGGCCACCUUUAUGUUAUUAGACCAGGUGUUGUUGGCAUGACUGGGUUCGAGACUGGGGCCCAUGGCGGCACGCGGUGAGGGGACCGCCGGGGGCUUACACUCCAGAGGCUCACCAGCCAACACACCACACUCCGCACCACACUCCAGAAACAGGAGCCAGGCGGGGGUGUCAGGGCUGGAGGGUGUUGAGGGGUUCACAGGUCCUUUGCCGCUGAGGAAACGAAAGUUCAGCCUCACCACAGAGCCAGCCGUGGCGCGCAAACGUACCACCACCACCACCGCCACCACCACCACUACCACCACCGCUGCCGCCGCAAGUGGAGCCUGUGGUGUCGACUAUCGCUACCACCGCCACCACAAUCACUGCCAGGCGGAGAGCAGUGCCACCCAGCCGCCGCCAGCCACACCAGCACCACCACCACCUGACUCAGCCGUGCCAGCCAAGCGCCGCCGCCUCACUGCCGCUGCCGCCGCUGCAGCCGCCGCCGCCGCCGCAGCCGCCGCCGACCUCAGGGUUAACGAGGUGCGAGAUUGCAGCGACUGUAAGUUGGAGCCCACGCACUCCAAACGACAGCGCAGGAAUAGCUACUUGGAAACAAACAGAGGCCAGCCCACAAACAGCCUGGCCGCCAACGCACCACACCACACACCCACACGCUCCCAGGAUCCAGAAAAGUCUCCCAGUGGAGGAAUUCUCAAGUCAUACCCGCUGCGGAAUAGACUCCGCCUCACCGACGGGGGUGGAGGAGGAGGAGGAGGAGGUGGAGGAGGCGGAGGAGGAGGAGGAGGCGGAGGAGGAGGAGGAGGUGGAGGAGGAGGUGGAGGAGGAAGUCAUCAGAUCGCUUCACCACUCCUGGAUCACGGACAGUCCCCGUCAGCGCCGCCGCCGCCGCUGUCCCCCCCUAGUGUGGCGUUCCUAGCCGACACCUUCCGGCGGCUGCGAGAGUCCCGCCGCCCCCCGCCAGAGCAGCCCCGCCCCGCCAGCCCCAGCCCGCCCCCACACCACCUCCCCACCACCACCACAACCACCACCACCACCCGGAGAGGUUCCACCCAGGCCAGGGAGAGCAGGCAGAGUGUGGGGAGCUGGAAGAGGACACACGGAGCCAAGAAGUCUCCGCUUUCAUCCAAACGGAACAGUCGCACCAAAUCCAACACAACGGGGUCCUGUGCGAGCAGCAGCCAGCACUCUAACCGAGGCUGUGCCAAGGUGGGUCUGGGGGGCAGCACCUCCGUCGGGGGCAUGUCGGGGCCACACGGGGCGGGGCACGGGGCGCAGGACACCCCCACCACCUCCGGCCCCCUCCGCCACCCCCACAGCACCACAGCCUCCCCCGUUGCUGUGCCACCCCGGCCCCCCUCGCUGGGAGCCUCCGCCCUCCACACCACCCCCUCCACCUCCACCACCGCCGGCCUCCUCCCCUCCACCACACUCUCGACACUUGGAGCGAUGGGGGGCAGCAGCAGCGGAGCGAGUGGCGGGGGAUUGAGUGGGGGCAUUACGGGUCUCGUGGGCGCCCCAACAGACAGUGAAAGUGAGGAGAAUGAGAUGGGGCGUUUGGAGACUCUGCUAGCUUCCAGGGGCCUGCCUCCCAGUCUGUUUGGGGCAUUGGGGCCACGAAUGCAACAUAUCCUCCAUAGAUCUGUGUCCUCCUCUAUCAGCUCUAAGGCCCAGCAGUUACUGAUAGGUCUCCAAGCCAGUGGUGAGGAGAGCGAGCAGCUGCAGGCGGUGAUAGAGAUGUGCCAGCUGCUUGUGAUGGGCAAUGAGGACACACUGGCUGGCUUCCCCAUCAAACAGGUCACCCCAGCACUCAUUAAUCUGCUCAGGAUGGAACACAACUUCGAUAUGAUGAAUCACGCCUGCCGCGCCCUCACCUACAUGAUGGAAGCUUUACCGCGGUCAUCAGCUGUGGUCGUGGAUGCAAUUCCGGUCUUUCUAGAGAAGCUACAGGCUAUUCAGUGCAUGGAUGUCGCCGAGCAGUCUCUCACAGCGCUGGAUAUGCUGUCUAGGAAGCAUUCAAAGGCCAUACUGCAGGCUAAUGGUGUGGCAGCGUGUCUGAUGUACAUUGACUUCUUCUCAACGGGAGCCCAGCGAGCCGCCCUCAGCAUCACUGCCAACUGCUGCCAGAACCUUACUGCUGAUGAGUUUAGAUUUGUGGCUGACUCCCUCCAGCUCCUCUCCUCCAGGCUCACGUCUCAGGGUGACAAGAAGUGUGUGGAGAGUGUGUGUCUGGCAUACAGCAGGCUGGUGGACUGUUUCCAGAACGACCCCAACAGACUGAGGGAGAUUGCCGGCCACAGCUUGCUUUCCAACACACAGCAGCUGCUGGUGAUGUCCCCCCCGGUACUGAGCAGUGGAACUUUCAUCAUGGUGGUGCGAAUGCUGUCUCUGAUGUGCAGCAACUGUCCACACCUUGCCGUCGAACUCCUCAGAAACAACAUUGCACACACCCUUUGCUACCUCCUCACCAACGCUACAGAGCCACCGGGGGAGCAGGUUGAGCUAGUGUCCCGCAGUCCCCAGGAGCUGUAUGAAAUAACGUGUUUAAUUGGGGAGCUGAUGCCGACUCUGCCCAGCGACGGAAUAUUUGCCAUUGACACAGCCCUCCAGCGGCCCCCCGGCACCACCCAGGACGCCGUCACCUGGCAGUGGCAGAUGGAUCGCGCCACCUGGCUCAAUUAUUCACCCAGUGACUCGCGCAUCAUUGAGCACUCACACCAGUCAGGAGAGGACGAGGUGAGCCUGUGUGUGGCUGGGUCCUCCUACACCAUCGAUUUCCACUCCAUGCAACAGAUUGACGACAGUUCGGGCACCAUGAGGGCUGUGCAGCGCCGCCUUGUGCCCCCCAACCUCACUGGCAGUGUUGUCCUUGCCAGCACACAGGCCAUAGACGCCCGAGCCCAGUGCCUGCAGGAGGACUCAGAGCUGGCAUCUACACUGAUAAGGUCCUUGUUCAGCCUUCUCUAUGAGGUGUACAGCUCCUCGGCAGGCCCUGCUGUGCGCUAUAAGUGUCUAACGCUGUUAAGGAUGGUGCAGUUCUCCAGCCCAGAUCUACUGAAGCAGGUCCUUAAGAGUCAGAGCGUCUCGUCACACCUAGCCACGAUGCUCUCCUCUCUGGACCUGAAAAUCAUUGUGGGUGCUGUGCAAAUGUCCGAGAUUUUAAUGGCAAAACUACCAGAAAUAUUUGCUGUUUAUUUCCGACGAGAGGGCGUGAUGCACCAGAUUAAGCGUCUGUGUGACCCUGAGGCAACCCUUGGAGUCCCUGCCGCGCGUUGGAGCAGCCCUGAGCUCUCCAUAGCGGCAGGGAGAGGUGGGAGUUUGACAGGGAGUCCAUUCAGUGGCAGGGCUUUCAAUGGGAACUGUCUAGAGAACCCUGCAUUGAGUUUACAGGGUUCCCAGGAGGAGGAGAGAGGCAACAGUCCCUCCCAGAUGCGUCUGUACGAUGUACUGAAGAGGAGAAGGACGGCUCGGAUCAGGACAGGCCCCUGGAGAAAGAGCCGGCAGGAGGAAGGUGGUGGUGGUGGUGGAGGUACUGGUGGUGGUGGUACAGCCUCCGCCAGCCCCUCUUCCUCCGCCUCCUCCUCCUUCUCCGAGUUCUUCAUGAAAAAUGCAGGGCUGGGCGGGGGCAGGGACACUUGGAGGGGCAUGACUGGCCGCAGCAAAUUGGUGUCCACAUCCUCCCUCACCACACACCACACCACCACCACCACAACCACCACCACCACCACUCCACCCACCGCCACCACCACCACCACUGCCGGCGGUGGUGGGGGUGGCGGAGGAAAGGCUUCAUUUUUGGCCAAUUUAAACCCCUCGCGGUGGGGACGCUGCAAUUCUGCCGCCGCCGCUGCUGCCGCUGCCGCUGCUGCAGCCCACGAUUCGCCCACUGCGGCUAAGGACAAGAUAACAAACAACAUUGGUGGCAGCAGUAGCAGCAGCAGCAGCACGAGUAGCAGCAGCAGCAGUAGCAGUGGUGGCGGGGGGGGUGGCAGUGGCGGUCCGAGCAGCAGCAGCAGUGGCGGGGGCGGCGGCGGCGGCCACAAUAACAAGGAGAUGAUUCGAGUGUGGAUAAGAGAACAGGCUCAGCGAUUGAACCAGCAGUACUUCACCACAGAGCUCCAGGGCCCAGCUCACCCCGCCCUCAGUGUGCUCAACAGGCUCAUCGCUGCCACACACCAGCUGGAGCAGGAGCCUGGCCAAGCUGUGGAAGCUCUGCGAGAAGUGAGCACCAUUGUGACGGAGAGUGACAUCAGCCCCUUCGAAGUCAUUCAUUCUGGUCUCGUCCGCUGCCUACUUUCAUACCUCACAGCCCCGGACUCCCAAGACGGGGCGCACCUCGGGGCCUCAGGGGGCGGGGCGGAGAAUGGCGGGGCAGGCGGGGCAAGCUGUGUGUCCGCCACCCCAAGAACGACUAGGCUGCGGAAUUUUCUACACGUCUUCCUGGGCUGUCCUCUGAGUGCGUUGAGUGUGGGCGGCAUUGACACGGGCCACAUCGCACUGUUUAGCGGGCUGGUCACCAAAUUGAACGGAUGUGUCAAUCAGCUGGAGCAAUUUCCAGUGAAGGUCCACGACUUGCCGGGGACAGCCUUGCCGGGGGCUGGCCGGGGCACCUCCACCUCUGCUAUCAAAUUCUUCAAUACACACCAGCUCAAGUGCAACCUCCAACGUCACCCGGACUGUUCUCGGCUGCGGCAGUGGAGGGGGGGGCCAGUCAAGGUGGACCCCCUGGCGCUGGUGCAGGCUGUGGAACGUUACCUGGUGAUUCGAGGCUACGGCAGACUCAGGGAUGAUGACGAUGAUAACUCCGAUGAAGACAACUCGGAUGAGGAUAUUGAUGACACUCUGGCGGCUGUGUCAGUGAACCAGAGUGCGUCAAGCCACAAGCUACAGUUCGUGAUGGGUGAAUCUGUUCUCCCCUACAACAUGACGGUGUACCAAGCCAUCAGACAGUACUCAACACCACCCGACGCCGCCGCCGCAGACCACGACACCGACUCGGAAACACCAGUGUCACAUUCGGCGAUCUGGCUGCAGACACACACCAUUUAUUACAGGCCGGUACAAGAGGAGGAGCAGCCGAGACAGUCUGGCGGUAGAAAGGGCAAGGCUGGGACCUCUAAAACCAGCCCUAAGAAGAAGACUGGGGCUCUGGUGUCUGAAGGCAGCAUUGUGGGUAAUAGCAGCAGCAGCAUCUUAGAGCACCAUCUGAGCCCAGCCCUUCCUGCGAGUGUGACAGUUGGCGACCCUAGUCUGGAAGUCCUGGCCCUCCUGCGCAUCCUACACUCCCUCAACCGGCACUAUGGCACCCUCUACCCCCCAGCCAGGUACCCACCCCCCCUCCCCACCGCAGAGUUCACCAAUCUCAAGUUAACAGCAAAAGCGAAUCGCCAACUGCAAGAUCCACUGGUGAUCAUGACUGGCAAUGUCCCCUCUUGGCUGCCACAGAUUGCUUAUGCCUGUCCGUUCUUGUUCCCCUUUGAGACGCGACAGCUGCUGUUCUACGCGGUGUCCUUCGACCGUGACCGAGCCCUUCAGCGCCUCCUGGACUCCUCCCCUGAGCUGAGCGGCGUGGACAGCAGUGAGCGCGUCACACCCAGACUGGAGAAACGUAAAAGAACCGUCUCGCGCGAUGACAUUUUACGUCAAGCUGAGGCCGUCAUGGAGGAGCUGGCGUCGUCCCGGGCCGUCUUAGAGAUCCAGUAUGACAACGAGGUCGGGACGGGACUCGGACCGACCUUAGAAUUCUACGCCUUAGUCUCCAGGGAGCUCCAGAAGGCCGAACUUGAAUUGUGGCGAGGAAUACCGUAUCCGGAGGGAGCGAUGGGGCCAGGGGUGCCGUCCAAGGUGGUGCACUACAUGGACGCCAGUGCCGGCCUGUACCCCAUGCCAGUGCCACGCAACAUGAAGAACACCCACAUGGCCAAGCUCAGGUCAAAGUUCAAGUUUCUCGGCAAAUUCAUGGCCAAGGCUGUCAUGGAUUCCAGGAUGCUGGACCUGGGUCUGCACGAGUGUGUGUACAAGUGGCUGGUGAGUGAGGAGUGGUCUCUGGGACUUGGUGAUGUGGCAGCGCUGGACCCGGCCCUGGGACACACCCUGGGCCGCCUUCACUCCACUGUGCUGCAGAAGAGGCGACUCAUGGCCCAGGCUGAGGCAGAGGCCAUGCCCAACGCUGAGCUGCAGGCCCGCUUGGAGGCCCUGACAGUGGAUGGGUGUAGUGUGGAGGACCUUGCUCUGAGCUACACCCUGCCUGGCUACCCCAACAUUGAAUUCAGAAAAGGAGGAACAGAAAUUCCUGUCACCAUUCAUAAUCUGGACCAGUAUGUGCAGCUGGUGACGGAGUGGCUGGUGCGCGAGGGGGUGAGGCGCCAGAUGGAGGCUCUGCGCGAGGGUUUCGAGAGUAUCUUCCUGGCACAGCUCCAUGUUUUCUACCCCGAGGAACUGGAGCAGCUGUUCUGUGGGUCCUCUGAUGCUGCACAGUGGGACAUGAAACAGCUGGCCGAGUGCUGCAGGCCAGACCACGGUUACUCCCACAAUUCCAGGGCUGUGAAGUUUCUCCUGGAGGUUCUGGCAGAGUAUACAGCCAGUCAGCAGAGGUCGUUCCUGCAGUUCGUUACUGGUUCACCAAGAUUGCCUGUUGGAGGUUUCCGCAGCCUCACACCACCUCUAACUAUUGUGCGGAAGACUUUUGAAGCCGGAGAGAACCCAGACGAUUUCCUGCCCUCCGUCAUGACCUGUGUGAAUUAUUUGAAGCUUCCCGAUUACUCCAGCUUAGAAGUGAUGAAGAAUAAGCUUGAGUUGGCAGCCAGGGAAGGACAACACAGCUUCCACUUAUCCUAGGCUGUCUGUGUGGCUGUGUCUGUGUGUGUGUGUGUGUGUGUGUGUGUAAAGGUGGUUUUGUUGUGUUUUUGUGUUUUUGGGUGUUGUGUGUGUGUUUGUGUUUUUUUUUUUUGCUUGCUC